Tachysurus vachellii is the source of this 1376-nucleotide messenger RNA. It is a transcript of the gene wdr82, whose product is annotated as WD repeat domain 82. The transcript is spliced from 9 exons. Gene Ontology annotation, cellular component: Set1C/COMPASS complex. Bases 238 to 1179 code for a protein of 313 amino acids. Lineage: Eukaryota; Metazoa; Chordata; Actinopteri; Siluriformes; Bagridae. The record is from RefSeq and is a predicted model, not a curated record. Gene Ontology annotation, molecular function: protein binding; chromatin binding.
CUACGGUAGUAUACGAUGUCCCACCUACAUCACGCUUAGGCCACUUCCGGUACCGAGUUCACGGGCUUGAACGGCGGGCUUUUCCUUACAUUAUGAAAUAUAUAUUCGGGCGCUUUAUUUGUUAGAAAACGUAACCGUGCAAUAUUUGUAAAUAGAUCCCAUUUAAGCCCUCGCCGGCUCGUAUUCGAGGUGAAAGCAAAGCCUGCGCCUGGCCAGGCAUAAAACCAGCACGGCGUCAUGAAGCUAACAGACAAUGUGCUGAGGAGUUUCAGGGUCGCGAAGGUUUUCCGAGAAAAUUCGGACAAAAUUAAUUGUUUUGAUUUCAGUUCAAAUGGCGAGACGGUGAUAUCGAGCAGCGACGACGACUCUAUCGUCUUAUAUGACUGCCAGGAGGGAAAACCUAAGCGUACUCUCUACAGUAAAAAGUAUGGUGUGGACCUCAUCAGAUACACACACGCCGCCAAUACAGUCGUGUACAGCUCGAACAAGAUUGAUGAUACUAUUCGGUAUUUGUCUCUUCAUGACAAUAAGUACAUUCGUUACUUUCCUGGGCACAAUAAGAGGGUUGUUGCUCUGUCUAUGUCUCCUGUUGAUGACACAUUCAUCUCUGGCUCCUUGGAUAAAACUAUUCGGCUAUGGGAUCUUCGCUCACCCAAUUGUCAGGGUCUAAUGCAUCUGCAGGGGAAGCCAGUGUGCUCGUUUGAUCCAGAGGGUCUUAUAUUUGCUGCAGGAGUCAAUUCAGAGAUGGUCAAACUUUACGACUUGCGCUCAUUUGACAAAGGCCCAUUUGCUACGUUUAAGCUGCAGUACGAGCGUUCAUGCGAGUGGACCGGCCUCAAAUUCAGCAACGAUGGAAAACUCAUCCUGAUCUCCAGUAACGGUGGAACCCUCAGGCUGCUUGAUGCUUUCAAAGGGGCUGUGCUACAUUCAUUUUCGGGCUACAACAACGGUAAAGGUGUAGUUCUGGAAGCCUCCUUCACCCCAGACUCUCAGUUUGUCAUGAUUGGUUCGGAGGAUGGGAAAAUCCAUGUGUGGAACGCUGAGAGUGGAAUGAAAGUAGCAGUGCUGGAUGGGAAACACACAGGUCCUGUCACCUGCUUACAGUUUAACCCAAAAUUCAUGACCUUUGCCAGCGCCUGUUCUAACAUGGCUUUCUGGCUACCAACAAUUGAUGACUAAUGAAGCUGUGCACUAAAGAAAUUUGAAUUUAACUGGUUGUUGUUGAUGGGUUGUUGAUCCUGCAGAUGGCAGCAUUUCCAUUGCCUCUGGAUCACUGGAACUGCUUUUUGUGGACUGUAAAUAGGCUGACCGUGAUGCCAUGUUCUAAUUUCUUUUUCAUUUUAUACCUGUAUCAUUAAAUAAUGUUCUUUUGUAAA